Rhizophagus irregularis DAOM 181602=DAOM 197198 is the source of this 1509-nucleotide messenger RNA. The record is from RefSeq and is a predicted model, not a curated record. NCBI's taxonomy places the organism in Eukaryota, Fungi, Glomeromycota, Glomeromycetes, Glomerales, Glomeraceae.
AUGACAACGUCAACUAAGGGUAAAAAGCAAGAAAAAGGAGCAAACGGUAGAUAUAUGUUUCGUGAUACAUCCAGAACACUAGAAGUUCUUUCUAUUCAUGCUGAACUACAAACAAGUAAAGAGUAUUGCUCUAAUCCAUAUUACCGUGCUAUUACUAAAAAAGAAAAUAUACCAACUCCUCCAUGGAUUCCUCUACUCUCUGAACACCUUAUAUAUAGUUGGGAAAUUUAUGAAAAUGUGGAAAUGUCUGAACUUAUAUAUUCGGGAGUAAAUUCUGAUUUUUUUGUAAGCAUGAAAAAAUACAUAAAACUAUCAGGAGAAAUCUCUAUUCCUGACGUUCUUAGUUUGCGUGAUCCUAAUAUAAUUUAUGAUUUACAAUUAAAAGUAAACUCAAUUUAUCCACAUCUUUUUAACAUUACUGCAACUAAAUCUCAAAAUAAAAUUGCUAAGUUAACUACUACUAUGCAAAAGAAAGGAGAAAAACUACUAAAAAAAGUAUCAGUAAUCUCCCAACCGCCAAUAAUUUGUCAUGGAAUUGAAAUCAAAAAACCAGGAAUGCAAUUAACUCCAGAAGCAACUUUAGCACUUGCAGUUGAAUAUGAAGCUUUGAAAAAAUUAGAAGACACAUCACGUAAACAGAUCAAGCGAGCUAAAACCAAUAAUGAAUAUAUGAAAAACUUGAAAUAUAAGCUACAUGAAGAAAAAGAUCAAGAAUUAUUAAAUAAUUGGAUACAAAAAACAUUAGAGAAAACGAAUAUUGAAUCUACUAUAUUCGUUAGUACAGAUCAAAUCGGUCAUAAUCUUCAAAUUAAAAUUAAGUGUAAGAUCUGUCAAGGAAUUACGGAAUAUAGUAAUGAAUCACUUAAUGCACAAUUCUCUUCUCUUGCAGCAGGUGCAGGACUUGUUGGUGGCGUUAAUAGGCAACAACUACAAACUAUAUUUUCUAUAAUAGGUAUAACAGCACAAUCAUCAAAAGGUCAUUAUCAUAAUAAACAAAAUGAAUAUUUGGAAAAAAUAAAUGAUGAAGCGGAGAUAAGUGCACAAAUUGCAUUAACUAAAGCUAUUGCACAUAUUAAAGCAAAAGGAAAAAGAAUAUUACACACUAGUUUUGAUUGCUCUUGGUCUCACUGUCAGAAUGCAAACCAGGCUAGUGGAGAACUAAUAUAUCAAGGAAAUCUUGAUGGAUAUGAUCACAAACCUGUUAUUGCUUUUGCUACUGCUGAAAAACCACGUAAAUUAAAAAAAAGAAAUGGCCAAGAAUAUGAGGUUUUUCAUGGCAAUCAUGAAAAGACAUCACGGCAAAUGGAACAUGCAAUAUUAUUACGAAUUAUUGAAAAAAUUGUUCCAGUAUUAGAAGCAGCUGAAGUACUUUUAGAUAUUGAAGUAGAUGGUGAUCUAAAUUCAAAUAAGACUUUAAAUAAUAUUCCAUGUGUGAGCAAAGUAUAUGCGGAUUUAAAACAUAUUGGCAAAAAUAUUAGAUCCAUAUUUGGUGAUUAUGAAGAGAUGUGA